GAGGGCUCUCAAACGGCCUGGCGUCUAGCGUCAAAUAGAGGCAGAUCACCGCCCGCUUCUGACGUUGUUGGACACGGGAAGGUCCGAAGCGGAGCUGUCAGGAGCACUCAGUCCACUGAGACAAAAUGCCUGAGAAGCUGUUUGCUGCAAGGGAUGGCGUUCGAAGAAUCCACACGUGCAAGGCGGGACUAAGUACUAGCAAAAGCACGUUGUUGGUCUCCGCACGUCAAUCCCGAUGCCUGAUGGAUCGGCUUGAGGGGCGCGAGGGAAGGAUGAGGAGGGAUGCCAUAUGUAGACGAGGAUUCGCCUACAUGGAGAACAAAUUGAAUGCAGAGCUAGCGUUCACUGCGCUGGUGGGCGCAGGGCAACAUGGGGAAGAUCUUCCAGGACCAGCACAGCAACGAGCGACGAGACAAGACGCGUUGCGCGGCGCGGUCACGUGGGGUUACUUCCACCGCAUGGUUCAGGCACCAUUUUCAGGCAGCCACAGAAAUGUAAAAGUCAACACCAACUCAGUCUAUUCCUGGUAUAGAGCAUCAAUAUAUCCACAUAAAAACAAUAAUCCAAUAAGAGAAAUAAGAAGUCCGACGCUAUAGUCGGGUAAGAUUCAACGCCAUCCACCAUGCAACAUGUAGAUAGAUACACAUCGACCAUAUU
Molecule: messenger RNA, 657 nt
Organism: Aspergillus piperis CBS 112811
Lineage: Eukaryota; Fungi; Ascomycota; Eurotiomycetes; Eurotiales; Aspergillaceae
Exons: 1
Coding region: 126-596 (156 amino acids)
Source: RefSeq, a predicted model, not a curated record